Molecule: messenger RNA, 1691 nt
Organism: Pyrus x bretschneideri (Chinese white pear)
Lineage: Eukaryota; Viridiplantae; Streptophyta; Magnoliopsida; Rosales; Rosaceae
Product: cytochrome P450 704C1
Exons: 5
Coding region: 36-1559 (507 amino acids)
Molecular function (GO): iron ion binding; oxidoreductase activity, acting on paired donors, with incorporation or reduction of molecular oxygen; monooxygenase activity
Source: RefSeq, a predicted model, not a curated record
UUCUUUGCCUCUUUGUUAUCACAAACAAAUUUGAGAUGGGGUUUUUCCUUAUCAUCUUCACCUCCAUACUUAUGUUUCUCUUCCUAACUCUGUCUUUGUUCAUACUGAAAAUCUUCACCGGAAAGUCUAUCCGAGACCCGAACUACCCUCCCGUGAAAGGCACUGUCUUCCACAUGUUCUUAUACUUCAACAGACUCUACGACUACCAAACCGAAGUAGCCAAAACACACUCAACUUUCCGGGUUCUAGUCCCGGACCACAGCGAAGUGUACACGGCUGACACGCGCAACAUUGAGCAUGUUCUGAAAACCAACUUUGCCAGCUACUCGAAAGGCGCCUUCACUCAAAGUAUUCUGUCGGAUAUUUUUGGCCAAGGGAUAUUUCUUGUUGAUGGAGAAAAGUGGAAGCAGCAGAGGAAGCUUGCGAGCUUUGAGUUCUCAACAAGGGUGCUUAGAGAUGUUAGCUGCUCUGUGUUUAGAAGAAAUGCUGCCAAACUGGUUAGAGUUGUUUUUGGAAUUUCGAGUACCGGAGGGGUUUUUGAUAUGCAGGAUUUGCUUAUGAGAUGUACCUUGGAUUCCAUAUUCAAAGUUGGGUUUGGAAUAGAACUGCAUUGCUUGGAGCGGUCAAGCCAAGAAGGGACUGCAUUCAUGAAGGCCUUUGAUGAAUCUACUGCGCUGACUUAUUUUCGCUACAUUGAUCCGUUCUGGAAACUGAAGAGAAUCUUUAACCUUGGUCACGAGGCCUCCCUUAAAAAGUAUGUCAAAGUUAUGGAUGAUUUCGUGAACCAAGUUAUCAGCAGCAAGAGGAGAUUGCAAGAGGAGCAGAAAGAUGUUAUUGACAAGGAGGACAUACUGUCAAGGUUUCUACUGGAGAGUGCGAAGAAUCCAGAGGAAAUGAAUGACAAAUAUCUGAGGGAUAUAAUACUGAAUUUUAUGUUUGCUGGCAAAGACACCAGCGCAAAUACACUGUCAUGGUUCUUCUACAUGCUCAGCAAGAACCCUCUAAUACAAGAAAAAGUUGUACAAGAAGUGAGGGAUGUCGCUGGUAAUCAGGUAGGCGAAGCGAAAGUUGAUGAAUUCGUGGAAAACAUUACUGAAGAAACUCUAGAACGAAUGCAUUAUCUUCACGCCGCGCUGACAGAGACCUUAAGGCUAUACCCUGCGGUUCCAAUCGAUGGGAGAUGUGCAGAUGUAGAUGACAUUCUUCCAGAUGGCUUUAGAGUGAGAAAAGGAGACAACGUAAACUACAUCACCUAUGCCAUGGGAAGAAUGCCUUAUAUCUGGGGAAAAGAUGCCGAUGAUUUUCGACCCGAAAGAUGGCUUAAAAAUGGAAUUUUCCAGCCCGAAUCACCCUUCAAAUUCGUCGCAUUUCACGCAGGUCCGCGGAUAUGUCUAGGGAAGGACUUUGCUUACCGGCAGAUGAAGAUAGUAGCGAUGGCUCUCCUUAGCUUCUUUCGCUUCAAAUUGGCCGAUGAAACAAAGCCGGUAACAUAUAGGACCAUGUUCACCCUUCAUAUAGAUGGCAGUCUCCCUAUGAUUGCAGUUCCCAGAACAACCUGAGUAAAUUCUUCUAUGCAUUGAAAAAUAAUGUUCAAGGUUCAUCAACCAAGUGUGAACUUUAUAUAAUAUAUAUAUGCAUGUAUGUAUACCAAUGUAUACAGAUGUAUAUGAUAAUGACUUUCAGGUUUUUCA